GUAAAGCAAAGCAGUUUGUGUUACAGCGGAGUCAAGUCAGGCCGGGGACUGGUCUUCCUCCGCCGCGCACGGCCUGCUCGCCGGCGAUGGCUCAUAACCCGCGAUACAUCCGCCGCCUCCUCCUCGUCGCCGCCGCCGGGGCCUUCAUCUACAUCCAAGUGCGGCUCUUUUCUACCCAGUCUCAUGACGCCGGACGCCUCGCCCUCGCGGAAGCAGGUCAACCUAAUCUCCCCGUUGCCGCUGUUGUCAUAAUGGCUUGCAAUCGACCAGACUAUUUGCAGAGGACAGUUGAAUCUACCCUCAAGUAUCAGAAAGCAGUUGCUUCAAAGUUCCCACUAUUUAUAUCACAGGAUGGAACAAAUGGAGAAGUUAAAAAUAAGGCCUUGAGUUAUGCCCAAAUAACAUUUAUGCAGCAUGUAGAUCUUGAACCUGUGCACACUGAAAGUCCAGGGGAAAACAUUGCAUAUUACAAGAUAGCUAACCACUAUAAAUGGGCAUUGGAUGAGCUACUCAUUAAGCAUAAUUUUCGUCGAGUAAUCAUUCUGGAAGAUGACAUGGAGAUCGCCCCAGAUUUCUUCGACUACUUCGAGGCUGCAGCGAAAUUACUUGAUACUGACAAGUCGAUAAUGGCUGUUUCUUCUUGGAAUGACAAUGGGCAGAAGCAGUUUGUUUAUGACCCAAAAGCUCUUUAUCGUUCGGACUUCUUUCCUGGGCUUGGAUGGAUGCUAACAAAGUCAACAUGGAUGGAGCUAUCACCAAAGUGGCCCAAAGCUUAUUGGGAUGAUUGGGUAAGGCUGAAGGAGGUACACGGAGGUCGGCAAUUUAUUCGACCAGAAGUAUGCAGAACAUAUAACUUUGGCGAGCAUGGAUCAAGCAUGGGACAGUUCUUCGAUCAGUACUUGAAACCAAUCAAGUUAAAUGAUGCUCAUAUUGACUGGAACUCCGAGGACCUGAGCUACCUCACGGAGGAAAACUUCUUGAUCAAAUUUGGGAAAGAUGUCGCUAAUGCCACACCUCUGCGUGGAUCCGAUGAUUUGUUGAAGGCCCACAAUCUGGAUAUGGACGUAAGGAUUCAGUAUAACGACCAGGGCGAUUUCGAGCGUGUAGCUCGUCAGUUUGGAGUAUUUGAAGAGUGGAAGGACGGUGUUCCACGGGCAGCUUACAAAGGCGUGGUGGUCUUCCGAUACAAGAGCAGUCGAAGACGAAUAUACCUUGUCGGCCCUGACUCUCUUCGUCAACUCGGGGUUUAACUUAGCGGUGCCGAGAUUCACACAGCAUGCUGGGCGGUUGAAAAUAUGAUUCUUCAAGUUGUAGCAUCAUAGGGACGUUGUAUGCUCAGAUUUUUAGAUACAGGUCAGCAUUGUAAAGUAUUAACUGAACAACAUACGUUGGUAUACGACGGCCAACAGUGACACCUGGAGCUAUGGUGUGCUACUCUAUGAGCUCAUCAUGGGCACCGGCGUGUCGAUGGGGAACCGCCCUGAGGAUGAGCAGAAGGUGUUGGACUGGGUCACUGGGCAAAGGCAUAUCGUCAGGUGUUGAUCUGAAUCCUAGUUAAUUGAGGUGCUUACAUAUAACUGAAUCCUUGUUUUUUUGACAUCUAUACCUGAACCUACACUAGCAUAUGUGCUGGUCUAUUGAGUGAUCUAUUCCACCCAAAAGAAUGACGGUCUGCAGCUUCAGCUGUAAAUGGACAUUAUUUAUAUGUUGUAAUCAGAGACUAUAUAUAUAUAUGUUGUAAUCCAAACAACUCGGUGCAUCGGCAUCAGUACAUUUUUUGAA
Messenger RNA from Triticum dicoccoides, 1782 nucleotides. RefSeq names its product alpha-1,3-mannosyl-glycoprotein 2-beta-N-acetylglucosaminyltransferase-like. The transcript has 16 exons. Gene Ontology annotation, cellular component: Golgi apparatus. NCBI's taxonomy places the organism in Eukaryota, Viridiplantae, Streptophyta, Magnoliopsida, Poales, Poaceae. The record is from RefSeq and is a predicted model, not a curated record. Gene Ontology annotation, molecular function: alpha-1,3-mannosylglycoprotein 2-beta-N-acetylglucosaminyltransferase activity. Bases 87 to 1250 code for a protein of 387 amino acids.